Molecule: messenger RNA, 2719 nt
Organism: Drosophila mauritiana
Lineage: Eukaryota; Metazoa; Arthropoda; Insecta; Diptera; Drosophilidae
Gene: slbo
Product: CCAAT/enhancer-binding protein
Exons: 1
Coding region: 515-1858 (447 amino acids)
Biological process (GO): regulation of transcription by RNA polymerase II; DNA-templated transcription
Molecular function (GO): DNA-binding transcription factor activity, RNA polymerase II-specific; RNA polymerase II cis-regulatory region sequence-specific DNA binding
Source: RefSeq, a predicted model, not a curated record
CUCGUCGGCGACGGACGCGCGCUCUCCGCUGGCCAAGAAAUCCAAAUCGAAGAAAAGCUCGCUCAGCUAACGGUUCUUCAGGAGCGCUUCUAACACCAGCACACGUACGAGUACGAGUGCGAGAGCACUAGCCAACGGCAGUCGUCAGGCCGUCUCGUAUAAAAUCUGUUGCAUCACUGCUGCGGCACUUCAGUCGUUCGAACGCGUGCGGCCGGAGAAGUGCAGUGUCGAGUUAACAAAGUAAACAAACUGAAUAAACAUUUUGCGCUAAGAAUCGGAAACAAUAAGCAAUAGUGCGAUGCUCGGCUGCAGUGACCACCUAGGCAGCCUGAGAUGAAGCAUACGGAAUAGCGAGCUAUCCGAGUCGAACAUUUCCAAAGACCCACUUCUUACCUCAGUGCAAUGCUUUAGGCGCCAAACGAGCAAAGUUUAUUCCCAAAUCUGAACUCUAAAAACAGCCAAAAUUAACGCUCUACAAGGCAUCAAGAUUCUACCCUCCUUCGCGCAACUGAAAAUGCUGAACAUGGAGUCGCCGCAGAUGUACGCCGAUGCCGUUCAGACAUUGGCCCAGCUGGACCUCAAGAAGGAGCCUCCCCUGCAGCAGGCCACCAUUGGCCAGAUCACCCUGACGGCCAUGUCCACGGCGCAGCAGCAGCAGCAACAGCAGCAGCAGCAGCAGCAACAACAACAACAGCAGCAACAACAGCAGCAGCAGCAACCCCAGCAGACUACCGAUGCGAACAACAACACGUCGCAGGACGCGGCACUCCUGGUCAAGCAGCACGCCAUGCACCAGAUGCAACAGGUAGCCGCCCUGGGCAACAACAACAACCUGCUGCAGAAGCAGAUGCUGCAGCAGUACUCCACCCAGACGGACCUGGACGAGCUGACCACCCAGGAGAUCACGCUCGACCUGCAGCACCUGAUAGACGACCAGUUCAGGGACACGGAAACGCUGGGCAUCUUCAGCGACAUGGUGACCAGUCCGGGCGGACUGUCGGCCACCCUGCCCCCGAGCGGAAUGGUCUCGGCGGCGGCGAAGGUCCUGCAGCAGCAGACCCUGCGGAACCAACACGGCUACGGGGGCAGGGGAGGCGGCGGCGCAGGAGGCGCCCUGGCCUACAUGCCGCAGCCCGUGCACGCCACCUACAACAAUUCCAGCGACGAGAACAGCUCCGUGGGCUCCGACUCCAGCACGAUCAAGGAGGAGCCCAUCGACCCCGAGUACAGGCGGCACCUGCAGGAGGCGGCCAGCCAGCAGGCCGCCUUCAUGGGCAAUGGAGCAGGCCUGUACAACGGCUACGGGUCGGGGGCGAAUGGCUUGUCCGGGGGCGGAAACCCACUCAACGGAGGCAACACCACGCCCAGCAGCAACGGGAGCAACGGCAGCACGGGCAGCAGCAACAGCAGCCAGUUCACCAACCUGACGACGGCCAACGUCCUGGCCCACCACAACCUGCCCCACCUGGCGGCCGCCGCAGGAGCACACAAUCUGCUCAAGCAGCACAGCAAGCUGCACGCGCAGCAGCAGCACCAGCAGCACCAGCAGCAGCAGCAGCACCGCAAGCACAGCAACAAGCACGUGGACAAGGGCACGGACGAGUACCGCAGGCGGCGGGAGCGGAACAACAUAGCGGUGCGCAAGAGCCGGGAGAAGGCCAAGGUGCGCUCCCGCGAGGUGGAGGAGCGCGUGAAGAGCCUGCUCAAGGAGAAGGACGCCCUCAUCCGGCAGCUCGGAGAGAUGACCAACGAGCUGCAGCUGCACAAGCAGAUCUACAUGCAGCUCAUGAACCACGCCAAUCCCGAAGUGAGCCGCGCCUGCCGCAGCUUCCUCAACACCAACGAGCACUCGCUGUAGCCGCUGCAAGCUAAGGCCAGUGUCCUGCGAGUCCUGUGUGUGCGUGUGUGAGUGAGUGCUUGAGUGCUCGUGUGUGUGUGUGUGUGCUCCAGCCGUGAGUGUGUGCGUGUGAGCGAGACUCUGCUAAAUCAAAGAUACAAAUGCUGUGUGGGUAGCUCGUAAGGUCCAUUCUCCUCCUGCUCCUCAUUGUCCUCUGGCCGUAGACGAUGAAGUGGUCGCCCCAGUUGGUGGGCCGCUGCAUCGCUUGGAGGCCGAACUCUUCUGCCGAUCGCUGUGGCAUUCCUUGUACAUUUACUCUGUCCCCAUUUCUUGUUAUCACUGUAAAGCAUAUUUUUGUACUUAAUUCUAAUUCUUAACGACUGUAACAUAUAUAUUUCGCACGUUUUUAUACAUAAUCUUAUACGUUAUAUCUAUCAUAAAGUUAAGCCAAAGAAAAAUGUUAAAAAUAUUAAUGUAAAAAAGAAUAACACGCAGGAACGAAGAACGAAAAUACAAACUUCAAAGCCCAUUAACUAUUUAUACAUCUAAUUCAAAUGUGUACAGUACAGUUGUCGACGGUGUGCGGCUUCGCCCUAUGCUUGAUGCCACGCCCACUCCCACGCCCUGCCCUGCUUGACACAACAUUAGCAAAUCUCUAGUUCGUAAGUCGGAGCAUCAAGCAUCGCUUUACCUGCACAAUCCCCAGAGGAAAGCCUCCCGAAAUCAACCAACUUGUAGCGAAUUCCAAUGGUUCGCUUCCGAGAGCGUAGAAGAUAUGAAUGCUACUAAUUGUAAGGCCAACGCAAUGUUCUCAUUUUAAUUUAUAUAUUCGUAAAUUAAAUAUACACAAACAAAGAAAACUGUAAAGCAAAUCUAAAUAAA